Brienomyrus brachyistius is the source of this 1267-nucleotide messenger RNA. RefSeq names its product G-protein coupled receptor family C group 5 member B-like. NCBI's taxonomy places the organism in Eukaryota, Metazoa, Chordata, Actinopteri, Osteoglossiformes, Mormyridae. The record is from RefSeq and is a predicted model, not a curated record. Bases 71 to 1234 code for a protein of 387 amino acids. Gene Ontology annotation, molecular function: protein kinase activator activity; protein kinase binding. Gene Ontology annotation, cellular component: plasma membrane; intracellular membrane-bounded organelle; extracellular exosome. The transcript has 4 exons.
AAACACGCAAUAAUUACGUAACAAGCGUUCUUAUAUAUAUACGUAGCUAAAAGAAUACUUGGCAUUUGAGAUGAGAAUGAGCAUAGGCGAACAUCGCGUUUUACGAGCUGGUGAAUACGACACACUACGGCAAGCAAUGGCAUUUCCUUCGUUGUUCCCUAUCCUCCUCAUCUUCUCCCUGGUGGGCAGCGGCUUUGCGGAGGAAGAGGCUUCUCCUCAAGGCUGUGGCUCUUUCCUGUGUAACCUGGAUGCAGCGUGGGGUGUAGCGGUGGCAGUGGGGGCAGGCAUAGCUGCCCUGGCCUCACUGAUCCUGGCCCUGGUGCUGUUGUGCCGCCUGCGACACAUAACGGAGCCUGAGGCACGCAGUGGGGUGGCACCACUGCUCCUGCUUCUCGCCACGGUCUUCAUGCUCUGUGCUGUCAGCUUCGCGUACGUCAUAGAGCGGAAUGACAGUGUCUGCAUUGCCCGGCACUCCCUCUGGGGGGCACUGCUUGUCCUCACAAUAGCAUACCAAGCGACCCAGGGUGUGCGAUUGCUCCGGUGCCCCUGCUUCAGGGCCUUGGCCGGGGUGGUGAUAGGCUCGGCUGUAGUGCUGGGUCUUGCUAUUCUUGAAUGGAUCCUGGCGAUUGCACUACACCCAGGCCGGCCCGUCUGCCAGUACGGGCCACUGCGUAUCAGCUUAGUCUUCCUAUACAUGCUGCUCUUGAUGUUAAUUAUACCAAUUACCUUGAGCUGUGGCCUGACUCGGGGGCAGCCAGAGUGGAGAUAUAGGAUUGUGAGUCUGUUCGUCAUGUGCUAUAUCUCUGCUGUGGUGUGGACCACAGAUUUGGCAUACCACGUGCACAAGGAAUCGCUUCCUGUCCAGUCCCCCAACAGGGAAGAUGAGAUACUGGCAAAGGUGCUGGUGUCGCAGGCCUGGCUGCUGCUGCUGCUCCACAUCGCCCCUGAAGCCCAGGCCUGCCUGCGCCCAGCCCCACAGCCCUCGGGUCCACAUGAUGUUCCCGAGCAGGCCCAGCCCCGCCUGAGGGGGGCCAGUUUGGAAGAGGGCAUUCCCCUGUCCCCCCAGCCCACAGUAGAGAGCCAGGGCUCUGCAUCGUACAGCAGCUCAGAUGGUUCUGGAAGUCAGUGGCCCAGCACUUCCUUCCACAUAGAGACGAGCAGCAACGCAGAGCCCAUGCCCUCCACCUCCACUGGAAUGUCUCAUAUCUGGCAUACAGAGACAUCAAGAUUCUGAGGAGGACGGCUCUGCUCUGUUGGCCAUGGACCA